Prunus armeniaca (apricot) is the source of this 3582-nucleotide messenger RNA. Lineage: Eukaryota; Viridiplantae; Streptophyta; Magnoliopsida; Rosales; Rosaceae. The record is from the annotation of a GenBank genome assembly.
AUGCCUCCUUCGCCGGCAAUGAGAUGCUCUCCCGGACGAGAGCCGAGAGGGAACCAUCACAGACGAGGUCGCAGUUUUGAGAGUGGAAUUUUUUUGAAAGAGAAAGAUGAAGAUCUUGCCUUAUUCAAUGAAAUGCAGACGCGAGAAAAAGAGGAUUUCUUGCUUCAGUCGUCAGAUGAUCUCGAAGACACAUUUGCUACAAAAUUGAGGCAAUUUUCGGAUUUGAAGCUCGGAAUCGCCAUUCCUACACGUGGAGAGAGUAGUGACCUGCUUAAUGUGGAGGGGGAGAAAAAUGACUAUGACUGGUUAUUAACGCCUCCCGACACCCCUCUUUUUCCUUCCUUGGAUAAUGAGCCGCCACCAGUUAAUGCACCACAGAGGGGCAGACCUCGAAGUCAACCAAUUACUAUAUCAAGAUCAUCCACGAUGGAGAAGAGUUACCGAAGCAGCAGGGGUAGUGCUAGUCCUAAUCGCUUAAGUCCAUCUCCUCGUUCUGGGAAUAGUUCAUUUCAGUCAAGGGGAAGGCCGUCACCUGUACGUCAUUCCAGUCCAACCCCAAGUCUACGGUCUGCUACUCCAUCACGGAGACCAUCUUCUCCAUCACAGAGACCUUCUACUCCCCCAAGUAAAUCCCCAACACCUGCUCCAAGGUCUUCUACCCCCACACCACGGAGAAUGAGCACUGGGUCCAGUAGUACUGUGGCCUCACCGGGGAUAAGAGGAACUUCUCCGGUAAAGACAAGUCGAGGGAACUCUGCUUCACCAAAAAUAAGAGCAUGGCAAACAAAUAUUCCAGGCUUCUCCUCUGACGCACCUCCCAACCUUCGUACUUCUCUUGCUGAUCGACCUGCAACAUAUGUGAGGGGUUCCUCACCAGCAUCUAGAAAUGGUAGGGACCAUUCCUCCAACUACAGAAGGCAAUCAAUGUCUCCAACUGCUUCUAGAAGUGUUAGUUCAUCUCAUAGUCAUGAUCGAGAUCCAUUUAGUUCGCACAGCAAAUGUUCUAUAGCAUCUUCUGGUGAUGAUGAUGUAGACUCUCUGCAAUCUCUUCCUGUGGGUAGUUUAGACCGAUCAACUUCAAGAAGAGUUGCUGCUUUCUCAAACAACAGAGCUGUGGCCUUCUCAAAAAGACCAGCCAAAAUGGUGUCCUCAUCUUCUGCUCCAAAAAGAUCCUUUGAUUCUGCUCUUCGACAAAUGGAUCACCGUAAAAGUCCUCAGAUGUUUAGGCCACUCUUAUCUAGUGUUCCCAGUAGCACCUUCUAUGUUGGAAAAGCAAGUUCUGUGCAUCGUCCUCUGAUUUCCAGGAACUCCUCAGUCACAACUAGCAGCAAUGCAAGUUCUGAUCUAGGUACUAGUGUUGCACCUGAUACGGAAGGGAGUGAUCACAACCAGGAUGAUAUGGCCAGUGAAUCUGAGAAAGUGCCAUACUCUGAUGUUCAUGAAGAGGUAUUUGGCUUUGAUAAGAUGGACGCAGUAAAUGAAGACACCAGGCAUGAUAUCCAUGAUGGGCCACAUGACCUUCAUCAGGGUGACUUCAAUAGAGGCACUGCAGUGGAGGGUGGAGCUGCUCACUCUGAAGAUUAUGGUCGCCCCAAUGUCAUCAUGGAUGUCAGUCCAACCUCAGAAGAUUCUCAUGUUAAGGGUGAUUUUUCAGAAAUUGAUAGUCUCGAAGACAUGGAACCUUGUCCUAAAUGUGGUCGCAGAUUUUAUGUUUCGGAUCAGGCGGAAAGGAACACUAGAUUUUGUCCAGAGUGCAGUAGGGAAGAUAAACUUCUGAGUGUCCUUAUUCCGGAGAUAACCGUAGUUCCUGAACACUCCACACCUUUGUCUGUAAAAAAUUUGGAAGAAGAAAAGCUUUUGGAUGCAAUGGAAACCAUGAUGGUUGUGCCUGGAUCUCCACAAGUUUCUGAUUUGGGGAAACCACAGAGUUCCCAGCGUGAAGAGAAUGUUGAUCCAGGCCAAACUAUCUGCAGUGAGAAAUUCCCUAAUUGUUUACAGGAAAAAUCUCUUGCAAGACCAGUGGUGGAGGGAGUUGAGGAUGGGCUAGCUAACCAGCAAGAGGUGGACUCACAGACUGUUGGUUGUGGGCUGCCUAAUAGUGACAUUGGGGGUCAGAAUUUGCAUCAUUCUAACAACUAUCGAAAUAUGAGGGUUGACAUUUCAGAAGGUGCGGGCAUUUCCAUACUUCUGAAGAGGACAAGCAGUAGCAAAGGGGCAGUUGUUCAGGGCAGGACUUUCACAGCCACUACCAUACCUUAUGAGGAUCUGUCAUAUGCUAGAGAUAGUUCAAACAGUAUGAGAAGCUCCAUUGGCCAUGGUAGUUUCUCUGCAUCAUCUUCAGUUGAUUUCGGUUCAGCUAGACAAACUGAGACUCGUGUGCAGCGACAGUUAAGUGGCAAGAAGUCAGACAUGGAGAAUCACAGACAUGACACCAAUAUAAAACCCCAAAGCAUUGCAUCAUCUUCCUAUGGAGAUUCAAACCAUGCUCACCAAGCUCUAGGUCUUUCAUCAAACACACAUGAUGAUGAUAUUGAGGUUGCUGGGGGAAUUUUGGAAUGUGAUGUUGCAGAGGUGACUCACAUAACAUCGCAAGAACGCUUGCUAGCUUCAGAAUGUACAGACGCAGAUGCUACUACUACUUCUACCAGGACAACUGUUGGUGAGGAAGAUGAUACCGAGUUCAAUUCUAGCAGUAGAAGAGUUGAUACUUCUAACUCAGAGUUGUCGAGCCAUGCAGUUAGCUCUCCAUUAGAAGACAAUUGGGUAGCAAAAUUUCCAAUUUGUGAAAAUGGUGCUUCAAAUGAGCACGGUGAAGAAUUGCAAAACAAUGCAAGGAGUUCCACAGAUGUAGAAGUUGCAACUCCAGAGCCAUCAUUCAAGGAGGAAAACACCAAUCUCAACAGUACUGUUGACGGACUGGAUGUUGAAGAGAUUGCUACUCACAGCUCUUUGGUUACAGUAUCAGUAUCAGAAAUAGAAACUGAAAAAUGUCAUCAGACUUACCCUUGUUCACUCAACGAUGAUGCUCCCCUUGAAUCAAGGAGCACCUUGGAGGAAUUUCAGGAGCCUUCAGUUCCAAUUCCUUCUGACAGUGAUCUGACAUCUUCUGUUCCAGAGACCAACAACGCUACUAAUGCAUAUGGCAUCCUAGAAGAGGAAUCGACAGUAAUGGUUGAGUGUCGAGGUCGAAGCAAGACAAAAAGCCUGACACUAGAAGAGGCAACAGAUACAAUACUCUUCUGCAGCUCCCUUGUCCAUGAUCUGGCCUACGAGGCCGCAGCCAUAGCAAUGGAAAAGGAAAGCCCAGUCGCCUUAGAAGGUUUGCAGCCUACAAUUACAAUAUUGGGGAAGUCCAAUCCUGAGAGAAAGGAACCACGUGGCAGAACUGUUGGUCGACGUACUUCAAAACCUCGAAAGAGCAGGCAAAAGUGGGUGGAAACAGAUGCCGAACCCCCUGUUAGUAAGACUGAGAACGAUGAGAAUGUUGACGAGUCUAUGCAACGCAAUGUAGGGCUUCCUAACAAGGUAGACGGCAUGAAGCCUCCGAAGCUGGAAUCCAAGUGCAACUGCACUAUAAUGUGA